UCCCGUGGGGCGGAGAUGGUGAGGCUGACGCGCUCUCCGUGCGCCCGGCUCCUCCUCCGGCCGACGCGCGUUACGCUGCCGGGAAGCGUGUUUGCCGUCUCUCCCCACGCCGGCUGCUUCCGAGGCGGCAUGGAGAAAAGCCGGGGGACCUUCGGUGGGCCCAGCGCGGACCCGGUGCGCAACUUCGAGCGCUGGAAGAAGAACUACGCCAAGCGCAAGGACCGGCUGCGACAGCAGCGCCAAAAGCAGAAGCGCCCCGCUUGGGAGGUGGAGAAGGAAGGCAUCGCCAGGCUGCAGCAGAGUUACUCGCAGAUAAAUGCAAAUGAGGUUGUAAGAUUUUCGGAUUUUCCAUUAUCUAAGAAAACACUGAAAGGACUGCAGGAAGCUCAGUAUCGCAUGGUGACUGAAAUCCAGAGGCAGACCAUAGGUUUGGCCUUGCAAGGUAAAGACGUAUUGGGAGCUGCGAAGACUGGAUCUGGCAAAACGUUGGCUUUCAUUGUACCUGCUCUGGAAAUCUUAUACCGUCAGCAGUGGACUCCCAUGGAUGGACUGGGAGUUCUGAUCAUAUCGCCGACCCGAGAGUUGGCCUACCAAACGUUUGAGGUUCUGCGUAAGGUGGGGAAGAAUCACGAGUUCUCAGCCGGCCUUAUCAUUGGUGGAAAGGACCUGAAACAAGAAUCGGAAAGAAUCCACAAUAUAAACAUACUGAUAUGUACUCCGGGACGGCUUUUACAGCACAUGGACGAAACAUCAUAUUUCCAUGCCUGCAAUCUGCAGAUGUUGAUACUUGAUGAAGCUGACAGAAUUCUGGACAUGGGUUUUGCUGAUACGAUGAACGCAAUCAUAGAAAACCUUCCCGAGACGCGCCAGACUCUGCUUUUCUCAGCCACACAAACCAAAUCAGUGAAGGACCUGGCCCGGCUGAGCUUGAAAGAUCCAGAUAUAUCUGGGGUACAUGAGAGGCAAAGUUUCAGUACUCCAGCAACUUUGGAACAGAACUACGUUGUUUGUGAACUGCACCAGAAAAUCAAUAUGUUGUACUCCUUUUUGAGAAGUCAUCUGAAUAAGAAAAGUAUUGUAUUUUUUGCAAGCUGUAAAGAGGUAUUGAAUAUCUAUAAUUCUAUCUCUUAACCAUUUAUAAAAAAU
Messenger RNA from Podarcis muralis (Common wall lizard), 1146 nucleotides. NCBI's taxonomy places the organism in Eukaryota, Metazoa, Chordata, Lepidosauria, Squamata, Lacertidae. The record is from RefSeq and is a predicted model, not a curated record.